AAGCCAAUGCAUCUGAAAGAGAACAGUUGCUUAUUCAAAAAAUGCAACAGUGCUGUGUGUUAUUUGACUUUAUUUCGGAUCCACAGUCUGAUCUUAAAUGGAAAGAAAUCAAGCGAGAAACAUUACAUGAAAUGGUAGACUAUUUGUCAUCAAAUCACAGUAGUAAUGUGCUUACUGAAGCUAUAUAUCCUGAAGCUGUAAGAAUGUUUGGAGUAAAUUUAUUUCGUAGUCUACCUCCAUCAAGUAAUCCCAAUGGGGCAGAGUUUGAUCCAGAAGAGGACGAACCUCUAUUAGAAGCAGCCUGGCCUCAUUUACAAUUGGUAUAUGAGUUCUUUCUUAGGUUUCUAGAGUCGCAAAACUUUAAUCCCCAUUUAGCCAAAAACUAUAUUGAUCAGAAAUUUGUUCUUCAGUUGUUAGAGCUAUUUGAUUCAGAAGAUCCACGAGAGAGAGACUUUUUGAAAACUAUACUGCAUCGGAUUUAUGGUAAAUUUUUAAGUUUGCGAGCAUACAUAAGAAAACAGAUAAACAACAUAUUUUAUAGUUUUAUAUAUGAAACAGAACAUCAUAAUGGCAUUGCAGAGCUUUUAGAAAUCUUAGGAAGUAUUGUCAAUGGUUUUGCAUUGCCUUUGAAAGAGGAGCACAAGGUAUUCUUGUUAAAAGUUCUACUGCCGUUACACAAAGUGAAAUCUUUAUCUGUGUAUCAUCCGCAACUGGCUUAUUGUAUUGUACAGUUCCUUGAAAAAGAUCCAUCUCUUACAGAACCUGUUAUCAGAAGUUUGUUAAAGUUUUGGCCUAAAACACAUUCCCCAAAAGAAGUCAUGUUUCUUAACGAAUUAGAAGAAAUUUUGGACAUAAUUGAACCAUUGGAAUUUCGAAAAGUGCUUAAACCAUUAAUACAUCAAUUAGCUAGAUGUGUCUCCAGUCAACAUUUUCAAGUUGCAGAGAGAGCACUUUACUUUUGGAACAAUGAGUACAUAAUGUCACUGAUGUCUGAGAAUGUUGAUGAAAUUUUGCCAAUCAUGUUUCCAGUGUUAUACAAAAAUUCUAAAACUCAUUGGAAUAAAAAUAUACAUGGUCUAAUGUACAAUGCAUUGAAAAUAUUUACUGAAACUAAUCCUGUACUAUUUCAUACGUGCACACAACAAUUUAAAGAAGAUAGGAAGACUGAAGUGGAUAAGUUAAAGAAACGAGAUGAAAAAUGGCAUCGAGUUGAAGAGUUGGCUAAAAGGAAUCCCAAUUUUACAGUAUCCAUUGAUAAUAGUUUGUCAUUUUAUACUGACUUUGCAAGGUCGCCAAUUAACGAUUUAGACCCGACUAUUGAUUUGAAAAGUUUAGAAGAGGAUACCAAGUAUCAUAUUGAUACAGAUAACCGUAAAAAUCGAAAAGAAAAACCUUUAUUGAGGCGUAAAUCUGAAUUACCACAUGACACAUACACUUUGAGGGCAUUAAAUGAUCAUAAGAGAGCCGAUGAAUAUCUAGCUACACCUCCUGAUGUUAAUAAAUGCUAGCCAAUCGUUUCAAUUGUGAUGGCCGUUUUAUUUCUAUACACAGAGUCUAAACAACUAAGG
Messenger RNA from Acyrthosiphon pisum (pea aphid), 1568 nucleotides. Its product is annotated as serine/threonine-protein phosphatase 2A 56 kDa regulatory subunit gamma isoform. Gene Ontology annotation, biological process: protein dephosphorylation; signal transduction. Gene Ontology annotation, molecular function: protein phosphatase activator activity. Gene Ontology annotation, cellular component: nucleus; cytosol; protein phosphatase type 2A complex. NCBI's taxonomy places the organism in Eukaryota, Metazoa, Arthropoda, Insecta, Hemiptera, Aphididae. The record is from RefSeq and is a predicted model, not a curated record.